CUCCAUCAUACUGUCACCCGGUACGUUAGAGUGUAUUUCAAUCUGCCUCUUCGUUUCCAGGGCUCUCUUGUUACAGUCCUACUAGUUUGAACUUCAACUUUUCCAGGACAUUGCAAAGUGGGGGACAGUUUCAUGAUGUGUAUGCAGGAGGAUGGUUUUCCUGCCGUCGAAGACAUCAAACGAGAUCAAGAGUUCUGGUAUCCCGAUGGCAACAUCAUUGUCAUUACAGACGAUCAAAUAGCGUUCCGUAUCUAUCGAGGAAUGUUGGCGGAGCACUCUGAGGUCUUCCGAGGAAUGUUCACUGUGCCGCAGCCGCAGUCCUCAGAACGAAUGGACGAUUGUCCGAUCGUCCAUGUUUCCGACGCAUCGAAUGACUUUCGGCGCAUUCUGCGGUUCGUAUUUCGUGGUAGAAAUCAUUAUCGGGACACAGACGUGCUAGCUUUCUCGGAAGUUGCAGCGCUCAUUCGCAUAGGACACAAGUAUGAGGUCGAAGGGCUUGUUUCUAUGGGGCGGAAGCGGCUACGUGACGUUUGGCCCGACUCUUUCGAAGCGUGGAUGGCACGGCCAGCAGUCAAGCAGGAGGAUCGCGCGGAUUGCGUAGUGGCAGUCAAGUUGGCGCGCCUCAUUGGGCUCGACGCAAUCCUUCCAGCAGCUCUUUACGACUGUUGCCAGCUCGAAACGCGCACCCUCCUGGAUGGAGUCAGUUAUCCGGACGGUACCGUCGAGCGCCUCGAUAUAGACGAUCUCACGAGGUGUUUCGAUGGCCGCAGGGGCCUCUCCAAGGCCAAAGCGGCUACCUUGAAUGCGGUCUUCACAAUACCGGCAGAUAGGUUAUUUAAGUUCGGGCUCCUUGAAAAGCCGGAGGAACGAUGCCUUGAUACUACACGGUGCAAGAAUGUGCUUCAGGAGCUGCGGAACAGCACCGACUUGCAGGCUUGGCAUAUCCGCGAGAGUGCCUUGAUGUCCUGGCCAUCCGCCAUCAAGCUGGACAUGUCUCUCACCGAGGUCUCCUCAUCCCACAGCACCUAUCUACAGUUGUGUGCCCACUGCAAGCGAAAGGUGGAGACGAAUGAUAAGAGGGAGCGUACAGAGAUAUGGGCGAAGCUCCCGUCAAUCUUUGAUCUAAUUGUUGAGGGUCGGAACACCAAUCAGUCGAGGGUUGUGCGCAAGUUCUACGGCUGAGGGUACGUCGUUGUGGCUCGUUGUGACCGGCCUCUUCUACUACGUCAGCUCCUCAUUCUUGACCCCUUCCUUCGUAGUGUAUUGCUCAGUUAGACACGUUCUUACGUUCAAAGUUCAAUGGAGAUGAAUAUAGCAGAUAUAGUUCAAUGCUUAUCUUCAUCGCCGACAUUGGAGAACGUUAUGCUCACCGGCCGUCUUAACCCUGAUUCUCUUUCAGUCGAGCUGACUGAUUGUUGCUAUUGUCAUGUACUAUGUAACAGAUGGAUCUGUCUGCAGAUCAUUGCCGC
Laetiporus sulphureus 93-53 is the source of this 1469-nucleotide messenger RNA. RefSeq lists its product as uncharacterized. The transcript has 2 exons. Gene Ontology annotation, molecular function: protein binding. The coding region runs from base 133 to 1182 and encodes 349 amino acids. The record is from RefSeq and is a predicted model, not a curated record. Lineage: Eukaryota; Fungi; Basidiomycota; Agaricomycetes; Polyporales; Laetiporaceae.